Oncorhynchus nerka (sockeye salmon) is the source of this 4624-nucleotide messenger RNA. Its product is annotated as phospholipid phosphatase 2-like. Gene Ontology annotation, cellular component: plasma membrane. Gene Ontology annotation, molecular function: phosphatidate phosphatase activity. The coding region runs from base 405 to 1364 and encodes 319 amino acids. The transcript is spliced from 7 exons. Lineage: Eukaryota; Metazoa; Chordata; Actinopteri; Salmoniformes; Salmonidae. The record is from RefSeq and is a predicted model, not a curated record. Gene Ontology annotation, biological process: signal transduction; phospholipid metabolic process; phospholipid dephosphorylation.
AAACUCUGACGUCAGCUCUGGGUAGUGGAGAGUGUAAACGCACACACGUAUUUAGUUGGAAAAAGUUGCCCACUCUCAACUUUCCGUAAAGGAAACGAUUUCAGACGUUUUUUUUCUUCCGGCAUCUCUGCUUGCGAGGGGACAAUGUGCGACAGACACAUGUCCGUGUGUUGACAGCGCAGGACACUCCGUGUGUGUGGUGUAUCCUACAGUUGUGGUUUUCCCUGACUCACAUAUAGAGUGUAGGCUUAAACAGGUAGACCAGGUAGGCUACGGGAGCGAAAUCCGGAAGAACAAGCACAUCUGAUUGUUCCCACUAUUUUUCUCUUACCUUUGCAACUGAACUUCUCCCAAUAACGUAUAUGCAGUUUUGAUAAUUCUUCGGAGAGAGUAGAAGUGUGAAGAUGACGGAACUACCAGUUCACAAGAAAAAUAUGCUGAUUCUAGUUGAUGUUCUCUGUGUGUUUGUCGCGGCCCUUCCGUCCGCGGUCUUGACGUUAAUGUUCAGCCCGUACCAGAGGGGUAUCUACUGUGAUGACGAGAGCAUCAGAUAUCCUUACAGAAGAGACACCAUCUCCCACAGGGCAAUGGCUGCAGUCACCAUCCCCUCCUCCAUAGUCAUAAUAACUACAGGAGAAGCGUACCUGGUGUACUCCAAGCGUCUCCACUCCAACUCUAACUUUAACCAGUAUAUGUCAGCUCUCUACAAGGUGGUGGGGACCUUCCUGUUUGGAGCAGCUGUGAGCCAAUCACUGACUGACCUGGCCAAGUUCACCAUUGGCAGGCCACGCCCUAACUUCCUGUCUGUGUGUAAUCCCACGGUGUGUUCUGGGUACAUGCUGCAACUCAACUGUACCGGCAACCCUCGAAACGUCACUGAGUCCAGAUUGUCGUUUUACUCCGGACACUCUGCCUUCGGGAUGUACAGCAUGCUGUUUCUAGCAUUGUAUGUGCAAGCACGUAUGCAGGGGAAGUGGACUCGUCUGGUCAGACCCACAGUGCAGUUCUUCCUCGUGGCGUUUGCGUUGUACGUUGGAUACACACGGGUUAGCGACUACAAACACCACUGGAGCGACGUACUGGUGGGACUGCUGCAGGGAACUCUCAUCGCUGUGCUCAACGUUUGCUACGUCUCUGAUUUCUUUAAGCUCCGCCCCCCUCCUCGCCGCCCACGAUCCGAGGCGGCUGAAGACGAACACCUAGAGGCCAAACCUGGCCUGGACCCAGACACACAACUACACAACAACCACUACAACUACACAACUACUUCAGCCCGAACUCAGACUAACAACUACACAACAACCACUGCAACUACACAACAACCUCUACACAACAAUCACGGUAACCGUGGGGAAGUGGCGUAGACAGUAAUUUGUUGGUGGGUGGGCCUGCAGAAAUUUGGGUGGGCAAUUAUUUUUAAUUAAAAUGUUUUGUUGUUGGGGAAAGGAGCUAACUUUCUGCAAUGUUGCCAUUGGGCCAAGAGAGAAAUGUACAGUUUUAUAGCUGUUUAUGAAUUCUAUCGGAUGAUGUUUGCAUGCUUAAGUGAAAAGACAACAAAUAAAUAGAGCCCGACCCGUAUUGGAUUUUUGGGUCCGAUACCGAUUUUGGGGGAGGGAAAACUCACAGAUUACUGAUAUCUGUCGAUAUAUUGUUUUUUUAGAGGUUGAAUGAAAAACAGACCAAAUUGUGCUUCAUAGGAUCAACAGAUACUCUAAAUGAUGAUUUCUUAACUAACUAUUAUAGUUAACAUUAUUUAAGAACAUUUUAUUUGUGGUUUUACAAGAGAUCCAGUGAAUACAAAGCUUGUUUAGUUGACUUUCUUAGGUGCAACUUCAAAAUGUCUAUGGCAGUGGAAAAGAGGUAUGAAAAAGUGUUUGUGCUAAACCACCAUAAGGGUGAGUAGAUUUACUCGUGUUUUACAGCAGUCAAAGGUCAUGGAAACAAACACUUUAUGGCAAACUUGCAAUGGGAGUACGUAAUGACAAGCACAAGCUAGCUGUUCAUUACAACAAUGUUUUCUUACAGAAACCAUAUUUACAUAACACUGUUAUUCAAAGAAAAUGUAUUGGCUAUACAUUUCAACUACAAAUGGCAUGCGCUGAUGACUGAAAAUGUUUAUGCAUGUAAAUUCUUGCUGCACUGGUUUUUGUCACACGUUCCAAUUUCGCGAGCUAGCUAACAUUAGCUACUUAUCUCAUAAUGAAGGCAAGCACAUGGCCUGAAUGAUAGACCUGCGCCAACUGUCUUGUUUUUUGCAGAUUGCAUAUUUCAGAAAACGAACUAAAUUAGCCCACUAGCUAACAUAAUAGGCCCUGACAGUAUCGGUCUUCUUUUUGUAUCAAGGACGAGUGUGCACUUUGGCGCCAGUCCAGUGUUGGCACAUACGUAGCACAGAUUGCUAGCUAGGUAGCUAAGUUUCCCACCCAUGCCUACGCCCACCCAUGCCUACGCCCACCCAUGCCUACGCCACUGCCAUGGAGCUGUCUGUGUGAGAGAAGUGUGUAUAUCAGUGUAGGCUCAUUGUAUUGGCUGGAAUGGAAUAAAUGGAACGGUAUCAAACACACGUUUGACUCUGUUCCAUUUAUUCCAGUCCAGCCAUUACAAUGAUCCCGUCCUCCGAUAGCUUCUCCCACCAGCCGCCACUGGUGUGUAUGAGAGGAUGUGUAUAACUACUCACAUGCACAUGCAUUUUAACUUUGUAUUUUAAUACAACGUACUAAAAGUAUGGCGGAUGAAACCGUUUUAGCAGAGAGAAAGACGUACUGUGUAGUUCCCUAGAUUUCAAUUAUGCUAACAGGAAACACUGAAACAACAGUUUUACAUUUUGUUACGAUUCAUUUAUAUUUCCUUUGUGCAGCAGCAUCAACCAGGUCUUCCUGGUGUUUGUAGUUUUUUUUUUGUGUCCUUUUUUUGUUUGUUCCCGCCCACCACCAACCUACCUGAUUUAACUAGUUGUUAAGACCUUGAUUAGCUGAAUCGGGUGGGUUAGUGUGCUCAUCCUGUAGUUCUCCAGGACGGGGGAAGGCCAAUGGUCUGGAGUUCAGUGUUAGGCCUACUGAUACCUAACAUGUCUGUAGAAGACAUGCAUGUACAGUAUAUGGAAUGUAAAACAGUGUUGCAUAGAUAAUUACUUUCUAACUGUUUAUUUCUGUCGUAUCUCUUAAGAUUGUAAUACCACUACUAGCCCACUGUGAUGUUUUUCUUAUGUUAUUGACGCAACUUGUAUUAGUUACUCCAGUUUAUUAUAUAUAAAGCUGUGUAUAACCUGCCUACCUGCGUGUGCACACAGUAGGUCCUGUGAGAUCAUGAUUCCAUGUGCUGCCUUUGAAAUGUUAUUGAUAAUCGUCAGUGUGUCAAUGAUUGAGUCGCUCACUGAGAUGUUCUCUGAAAAACACAUUACACUUCUGCAAAGGGUUAAUAUAUACACUAUAUGACCAAAAGUAUGUGGACACCUGCUCGCCGAACAUCUCAUUCUGAAAUCAUGGGCAUUAAUAUGGAGUUGGUCCUCCCUUUGCUGCUAUAACAGCCUCCGAUCUUCUGGGAAGGCUUUCCACUAGAUGUUGGAACAUUGCUACGGGGACUUGCUUCUAUUCAGCCACCAGCAUUAGUGAGGUUGGGCACUGAUAGGCAAUUAUGCCUGGUUUACAGUCGGUGUUACAAUUAAUCUCAAAGAUGUCCGGUGAAGCGUGAUUUAUCACUCCAGAGAACGUAUUUCCACUGAUCCAGAGUCCAAUUGCGAGCUUUACACCACUCCAGCUGACGCUUGGCAUUGCACAUGGUUAUCUUAGGCUUGUGUGCUGCUGCUCGGCCAUGGAAACACAUUUCAUGAAGCUCCAGACAAACAGUUCUUGUGUUGACGUUGCUUCCAGAGGUGGUUUGGAACUCGGUAGUGAGUGUUGCAACCGAGGACAAGCAGUCCCGUUCUGUGAGCUUGUGUGGCCUACCACUUUGUAGUUGAGCCAUUGUUUCUCCUAGACAUUUCCACUCACAAUAACAGCACUUACAGUUGACUGGGGCAUCUCUAGCAGGGCAGAAAUUUGACGAACUGACUUGUUGAAAUGGUGGCAUCCUAUUACGGUGCCACGUUGAAAGUCACUGAGCUUUUCAGUACAGGUCAUUGUUUGUCUAUGGAGAUUGCAUGACUGGGUGUUCAAUUUAUACACCUGUCAGCACGGGUGUGGCUGAAAUCGCAGAAUCCACUAAUUUGAAGGGGUGUCAACCUACUUUUGGCCAUGUAGUGUAUUUUAUUGUGUUUGUAUCCACACUGUAUUCCUUCAUAAGCUUGUCUGUAACAAACUGUAGCUGCAAUCAAAUGUGUGUAUUUCUUCUUGAUGGAAAAGAGAACUUGAGUUUAUGGAAGUAUUUUUCCUUUAUAAUCUGACAACUCAUGCUGAGACGAAAGUGCAUACAGAACCAUAGAGUUGUAGGAUGUCUUCAACUUCAUGGAUUCAUCCAUGUCAUUCACUAGGACUUUCCCAAUGUUGGUUGGAGUGAGGGCACAUCAGACCCAGUGAUGAAGACACUUGCAUGUUGUCAUAUCUUUAUUUCAAUUUGUUUUGUUUUAUUUCUCUGUGUUGCUUUUUUUUGUAGUUUAUGCAUAAAGAUAAACUAAAUCUCCAUUGUG